This is a messenger RNA of Medioppia subpectinata, 498 nucleotides long. The record is from the annotation of a GenBank genome assembly. NCBI's taxonomy places the organism in Eukaryota, Metazoa, Arthropoda, Arachnida, Sarcoptiformes, Oppiidae.
GAUACAAUCGUUGACCGAAUGGCCAGAAAUGCCACAAAACGCCGACACUCUGGCGACCAGUCUAUAGAUACCGAUCGUAAUCAUGAGUUAGUGAUGGACUCGACCGGUGGUGACAGCUCUGGUCCGGCGGCGGACGUGCGCUCGCGUUUGUGUCCCUACUUAGACACCAUCAACAGAGGUGUCCUCGACUUCGACUUCGAGAAACUCUGUUCCGUCUCUUUGUCUCAAAUCAAUUGUUACGCGUGUCUCGUCUGCGGGAAGUACUUCCAGGGUCGUGGUAUCGGAACUCACGCUUACAUGCAUUCGGUGUCUGUCGGACAUCACGUGUUUCUCAACUUGGAUUCGUUGCGCUUCUAUUGUCUGCCCGAUAACUACCAGAUAAUGGACUCAUCGCUGGACGACAUCACUUACGUAUUGAACCCCACGUUUACCACUCAAGACAUCGCCGCUCUGGACACCGGCGCCCACCGGCCGUCCAUCGCGUUCGACGGGACGGCA